Molecule: messenger RNA, 1026 nt
Organism: Scheffersomyces amazonensis
Lineage: Eukaryota; Fungi; Ascomycota; Pichiomycetes; Serinales; Debaryomycetaceae
Product: E1 ubiquitin-activating protein
Exons: 1
Coding region: 1-1026 (341 amino acids)
Biological process (GO): protein sumoylation
Cellular component (GO): SUMO activating enzyme complex; cytoplasm
Molecular function (GO): SUMO activating enzyme activity
Source: RefSeq, a predicted model, not a curated record
AUGUUUGUAGAGGAAAUCGCCUUAUAUGAUAGACAAAUACGUCUUUGGGGUAUGGCUACUCAAUUAAGAUUACGAUCAGCUAAAAUCUUAUUAAUAAAUUUAGGAGCAAUUGGUGGAGAGAUUAUAAAGAAUUUAGUAUUAGGAGGAUUAAAUUCAAUUACAAUUCUUGAUGAUUCUAAAGUUAAAGAAGAAGAUUUUGGUGCACAAUUCUUUUUACCAAAUGAUGAAUCUAUAGUUAAUCAAUUGAAAUUACCUUUAGUUAUUGAAAAGAUUAAAGAAUUAAAUAAUCGAGUUAAUUUAACAAUCGAUACAUCUUCAUUAACUAAAGUUAUUUCCGAUUCUCAAUAUCUUAAACAAUUUGAUUUAAUAAUUGCUACUGAACUUGAUAAAUCUCAAUUAUUUGAAUUAAAUUCUAAAACUAGAGAAUUAAAUAUCCCAUUAUAUGCUACAGGUGGUCAUGGAUUAAAUGGAUAUAUUAUAACAGAUCUAAUAAAGCAUACUGCCACAUCAGAAAAGGAUGUUGGUAAUAUUCCAAGAAAACCAGAUACUAAAAUAAAUAGAGUUAAAACCAUAACAAAUGUAUCAUAUAAUGAAACAGAUAAAAAGGAAAUAAUAACAAUUCUUGAUGAAUAUAAUCCUAUUCUGGAAAUAUUCAAAUCUAAACAAUUGCCUAAUCAAUUGAAUAAACGACAAAUGAAAAGGUUAUCAGCAGCUUUGCCAUUAAUAUUUGCCUUGUUUGAAAUACCUAAACCUAUAAAUGUAGAAGAUGAUAUUGACAUAAAUUUAUUAAAAUCUACUGCAAUUUCAGUAUGUGAAUCAUUUGGAAUUCCUUCUACUAUUAUAACUGAAGAAUAUCUCAAUAUAUUUAGUAAACAAGCAUUUACUGAAUUUUCUCCUGUAGCUGCAAUAAUUGGAGGAACUUUAGCUCAAGAUGUAAUUCAAUUUUUAAGUCAGAAGGAAAGUCCUAUAAAUAAUGUGUUAAUUUUAGAUUCCAUUAAAUCUGAAAUGCCAAUAUAUUCUUUAUAG